UUGAAUUAUCUUGAAAGUGAUAUGUCCAAAAUAGACAUUUCAUAUUUCAUCGAGUAUCUAAUUACUUUUAAAAUUUAACAAUUGUUAUAGUCAAUACAUAUUGAUUUAUUUUCAUAUAAAACCAGGAUUUCUUUAUAGUGAUGGAGUCUAAUUGGAUCAAGGUAUCACCGAGUUUAAGCAACGGUCUAUCGGUCGUAAAUGCCUUAGACGAAACAAAGUUUGAACAAUUUCUCAAACGAAUUGUUAUGAAAUUAAGAGCCCAAGAAACAGAUAAUAUUUUUAGUGAAGAUGAGAAAACAAAGUUGGAAAAAAUCUUUAAAGUGGAAUCAGAUCAACUUUUUUUAUCAAUAAAAACUAUUAUCUACAUAUUCAAAAAGAUUUUCAAAUAUAUAUUUAUGCCAUCUGAUUUAAAAAUUGAUUUGACAAAGGUUGGUUUAAAAGGAGAGAAAGCAGAUAUAUUUGUGAAAAUAUGGUCAGCAGAAACAAAUAACACUCUCACUGAGUUGACUAAUAAAGGUGACCAGUUUGAUGAUGAUCCGGAUUUUUCUUGGAAAUUAAAUGCAGAAAUAAGCUCUAUUUAUCAUAAAAAAUGUAAAGUGCCGAAAGCUUACUUAACGAUAAAUGGAGUCAGGAAUGACUUGGAGGUUGAGUUAACACACCCAGAACUUCAGUCAAUAUUUCUUCAAAUCGAAUCAAUACAAAAUGAAUUAGAUAAUUUAAUACUACCAUAAAUUAGGAGGAUUAAUUGAAUAUUUUGUUAGGUAUUAUAAAUGUCUUUUAGGUAGAGUGCCUUCAAUAUUAAUAUGUAAAUGAAAAUAAACUAUCUUUCAACAGUAA
Pieris brassicae (large cabbage white) is the source of this 837-nucleotide messenger RNA. RefSeq lists its product as uncharacterized. The record is from RefSeq and is a predicted model, not a curated record. NCBI's taxonomy places the organism in Eukaryota, Metazoa, Arthropoda, Insecta, Lepidoptera, Pieridae. The transcript has 2 exons. Bases 141 to 731 code for a protein of 196 amino acids.